CGCUCUAGCGCCCGCGCGCCGAGUUAGAUCCCCAUCGAGAGGAAGUCGCGUACUUCUGCGUCCCAGGCGGGUCACGGCGAAAUACGCGUUGCGCUCGGAGAUCGCGAGGAGUUUUGCGCUUCUCUCCCUGUUGUCCCUCGUUACGUGCACGCCCGCGUGACGAUCGCGAGCGAUGGGGAAGACGAGGACGGGCAAGGCUGCCAUCACGUGCACGGUGGUAGCGUUCGUUCUGGUGGUGAUCGCGUUCACCACACCCAACUGGUUGGAGACCGACGGGAAACUCGAUAAUCCGCAAUUCGUCAAAAUCGGUCUCUGGCAGGUGUGUUUCCAAGGAUUCCAGGAUCCGCGUCAUCUCUACGACACCAGGUUCUACGGCUGCUGGUGGGUGUUCGAGGAGGAGUAUUACAUCAUACACGACAUACUUCUGCCGGAUUUCUUCGUCGCCACGCAGUUCUUCUUCACGCUCUGCCUGACCCUGUUGCUGAUAGGCAGUUUCCUCACCAUCUUGUACACCUGCUGCUCGCGCCAUCACGACAAGUAUCAGCUGCUCCUGUGGACGACUGGCGGCAAUUUAACCUUGGCGGGAGUGUGCGGCGUGAUAGCGGUCAUCAUAUUCGGCGCGAGGGGCGACGGGCGGGAUUGGAUGCCCAAUUGGGAGCACAACGACAUCAGUUGGUCCUUCGCCUUGGCCGUCGUGGGUAGCAUCGCUCUGAUAGCCGCCGGUAUACUCUUCCUGAUCGAAGGUCGCAGGCACAGGAAGAAGCAGCAGCAAAUAUUGGACGAGGAGCAGAAAACGCACACGACCAUUUAGCACAUUUUUACAUCGUAAUCCAACGCGGACACUCGCAUCGAAAUGAUCGCGAAAGCGAAGGGAAAUUUUAUCUAUUUUAUCAACGCGCAUCGGACAAAUUCUUUCAAGACUAAUAAUUUUAUAUCGUUACACAUCUACUCGUCGUAACAUUACAUAAGAUCUGCCGGUAUAUAUCUAAGGUACACGCAUGUAUACAUAUGUAUACAUGCGUAAAAUGCCAGACAUAUAUGUGGAUAUAUUAUCUAAGGUAUAUAUGCAUUUUAAUUAGUUUAAGAUACACCGAGCCAUUUUACGAUUAUCCUUUUGCGCCGACAAAAGUCUAAGUUAUAAAAUAACUUCUAUGAAAAAAAAGAGAUGCACUACUAGAGUCUACUAUAACGUAAGUGCUGUUAAAUGUGUCAGCGUGACGCACAUAUCGGAAACGAUCCGUCCAUUUUUCCGUAUUGUUUUUGAAAAUGUUCGUAGGGACUAAUUUUAUAUACAUGUACAUAAGUUCUCUAGGUAUAUUGUUGAUGUUACGCGAGAGACGAAUCUCCCACUUGUACCGUAAUACAUGCGGCAUAAUAAAAUAAUUUUUCCUAAUA
Vollenhovia emeryi is the source of this 1395-nucleotide messenger RNA. RefSeq lists its product as uncharacterized. The transcript is spliced from 2 exons. The record is from RefSeq and is a predicted model, not a curated record. Bases 173 to 811 code for a protein of 212 amino acids. Gene Ontology annotation, biological process: septate junction assembly; regulation of tube size, open tracheal system. Gene Ontology annotation, cellular component: membrane; septate junction. Lineage: Eukaryota; Metazoa; Arthropoda; Insecta; Hymenoptera; Formicidae.